AAACUGGUAUAUAUAUAAAGCCUGAUUCUCAUUCUCGGUUCACUGAAUUGGGGGCGCCGCAUGAGGCAUAUCUGCUUCUUCCAUUAUAUGAAUCUGCAGCACUCAUGAAUUUGAGAGGUGAUCUUGUUUAUAAGAGAAGGUCUGUCAAACCAGUAUUAACUGAUAGUGAUAGAAAAUUUCUCAUCGAAUUCAUCAUCACUACUUAUUUGGGACCUGAUGUCAAGUAUGAUGAUCCAAGAUGUUCUAUUAUCCAAAGACGAAUGGCUGGAUCCCCACAGUACACAUUGAGUGAUUUGGGAUCUUCAUAUGUUACCAUUUCUUUCUUGGAGAGAUUGUAUUACUAUGUCCUCCGACAUUGUCGUCGUGAACAUGUCUUAGAUCUCAAUAUGUUCCAUAUGUAUCUGAAGGGAAAAUUAAUUUUGCCGUCUCCUGAUUUUUCAACAGAUAGCAAGCAGUUCACCAGUUUUUUCCCUUUGGAUCUUCAUGAACAGAAAUGGUACCCUGAUAGUUUCAGAAUUGUUAAAGGGAUUGUUUUAAUUGAUGAUCCUUCCAUAGAAUGCAUCAAAGAGGAUGAUUUAAAUAGAUUCAAGUCUUUGACCGGUGUCAGCACUCUCGAGGUAAAUCUUAGUGAAUGUUUGGAAAAUGAAGUUGGUCACAAUUGUAAGAAAAAAAGACAGGAGAAUAUUCAAAAUAUGGAAUGUCAAUCAGAAGAAUUUCAAGAAGGACACAAGAGAAAGCAUAUUGAUGAUACACAGCCAAUGCCAGACCCUAUGUUCCCUACAAAACACAAUGUCAAGGUUCCUCUUUCCAAUAACACAUGCAAAUCUAAUGGGCCAACAUUCAUGCCCCUUCUAUCUGUUUCUGAUACUGCAGCCUGGAAUCAGGAUUGUUCUCUUGUUUUAACAGGGACAGCAAGAAAAGGAAUGUUUGGUCCAUCUGUUGGUAUUGUGGAUAUUGGUAUUGGUGAGAUGGCAUAUCUAUUUCGCAUUUCCUUACCAGGAGUUCAGAAAAAUUGUGCAGGUAAGUUUAGUUGUGAUGUUCAAUCUAAUGGGAGGGUUCUGAUCAAAGGGGUGGUAACUGGUGGAGAAACAAUAAGAAAACAAGCACGAGUUUUUCAGAUGAAAAUUCGGAAGUUAUGUCCACCUGGGCCAUUCACACUUUCAUUCAGUCUUCCGGGACCUGUUGAUCCAAGACUCUUCGCAGCUAACUUCAGGGCUGAUGGACUUUUGGAAGGAAUUGCAAUCAAGCAGUAGUUAAGGGGCAAGAGUUGGGAAUCAAGCUUUUUUUAAGGCCACAACCCAGAUAUGUCUCUUUCAGAGAAUUGUUAAUGACUUAAUUUUUUUCCGUAACUGUUAAGUAGAAUGUUCUAGUUUCUUUUUUUGUGGUUCACUGGAAAUGAUCUUGUUAGAAAGCGAAUUGAGCACCAGAAGUAGGUAUAAUAACUGAUUCAGUUUCUUCUAUCCUCCA
Vigna radiata var. radiata (mung bean) is the source of this 1467-nucleotide messenger RNA. Its product is annotated as increased DNA methylation 3. The record is from RefSeq and is a predicted model, not a curated record. Bases 105 to 1253 code for a protein of 382 amino acids. Lineage: Eukaryota; Viridiplantae; Streptophyta; Magnoliopsida; Fabales; Fabaceae. Gene Ontology annotation, cellular component: nucleus. The transcript has 3 exons.